AUGGCAAUUGCUAAGAAGUUCAAAGAGUAUCUGAGUCCUGGUGGCACUUCUGAGGGAGAACGCAAGUUGGUACAGAAGCUCGACUUCUUUAUCUUGACAUUUUGCUGUUUGAUGUACUUCUUGAAUUAUGCAAGUUUACCUCCACUGAUACAUAUAUUCUUGGCUAACGUUGAUGUAGNNCUUGAUAGAAGUAACCUANCCAACGCAUAUGAUGGUGCGACUAACAUGUUGAAGNGCUACGUUAUUGGUCAGAUCCCUUCAAACAUCGCCCUCUACUACAUCAAACCUCGAAUCUUCUUCCCUUCUAUGUUGAUCGUGUGGGGUCUGUUGACUAUGGUCACGGCUGCCGCCCAGAAUCCUCAAUCGAUCAUGGCUAUCCGUUUCUUCCAAGCGUUGGCAGAAUCGAGCACCUUUGUUGGAACACACUACAUCCUAGGAGCAUGGUAUACCGAGCGCGAACUUGGUAAACGCAGCGGUAUCUUCACAGCGUCUGGUCUUGCUGGAACCAUGAUCGGAGGAUAUAUCCAAACCGGAAUUCACUCCUCCAUGGACGGUUUACAGGGACUCGCUGGCUGGAGAUGGCUUUUUAUUAUCGAUGCUGUAAUCACCAUACCGGUUGCUAUCUAUGGCUUCCUCUUGUUUCCUGACACUCCGCAAACGACCAGAGUGCCAUAUCUCUCUGAAGCCGAGCGUGAGCUUGCUCGAUCCCGUGUCCCUCGUCAUGUCCACCGGGCACCCUUCAACUGGGCCUUUGUCAAGCGAGUCUUUGGUUCCUGGUACUUCUACGGCUUUGUCAUGCUAUGGAUCAUUGCUGGCGAAACUGAGUCCUUCUCGUCAAACUCUCUGCUCGCUCUGUACAUGAAAGCACACCCAGAGCGCAAAUACGCAGUUUCGCAACUCAACAAUUAUCCCACUGGUGUUCCUGCUGUCGGUAUCAUUUCCACGAUCUUCUGGGCCACACUUACGGAUUUCUUGGGCGGCAAGAGAUAUCUUGUUGGGUACUGGAUUGGUAUCACUGGUAUUAUUACAUCGGCGAUGAUACUUGCACCUUCUGCUACCACAGCAUCGACGUUCGCGGCAUACUAUUGGACCGGCUCUGUUUAUGCCUGUAGGCNNCAAGCAACCUUUUUCGCAUGGGCAAAUGAUGCCCUCCGUUACGAAGAAGACAGUCUUCGUGCUGUCGUAAUCGCAUCCAUGAAUGCAGGCAGUGGUGCCGUAAACGCAUGGUGGUCCAUCAUAUUCUACUCUGCAAACUUUGCACCCAAGUUCACCAGAGGAAUGUGGGCGAUGAUAGGAUGUUCCAUCGCAUUAAUCAUCUGGACGGCAGGAGUCACUUGGAUGUGUGUAAGGACAGAAAAGAAGGGGAUUAGUCAGGGUGUAGAGGCUUAUAAUGGUGAUGUUGGGGAUGAGAUUGUCAGUGUAGAUGGUAAUGGUGCUGAAAAGGCUUGA
Messenger RNA from Aureobasidium vineae, 1449 nucleotides. NCBI's taxonomy places the organism in Eukaryota, Fungi, Ascomycota, Dothideomycetes, Dothideales, Saccotheciaceae. The record is from the annotation of a GenBank genome assembly.